Pygocentrus nattereri (red-bellied piranha) is the source of this 1359-nucleotide messenger RNA. RefSeq names its product retinol binding protein 1a, cellular (gene rbp5). Gene Ontology annotation, biological process: fatty acid transport. The record is from RefSeq and is a predicted model, not a curated record. Gene Ontology annotation, molecular function: fatty acid binding. The transcript is spliced from 4 exons. NCBI's taxonomy places the organism in Eukaryota, Metazoa, Chordata, Actinopteri, Characiformes, Serrasalmidae. The coding region runs from base 407 to 823 and encodes 138 amino acids. Gene Ontology annotation, cellular component: nucleus; cytosol.
GCCGCAGCGAGUUUGACCCCCUGGCUGAUCAAAGCAGCAGCGCUGAGAAGAAUCAUAAAACUGAUUACAGCAAAUCUUCACGACAGAAAAGCGAGACUGCGGACUUCAGCCGCAGUGUCAGCGCGGGUGUGAGGGUGUAGGGCUCGGCAGAGAGGGGGUUAAGAACCAGAGAGGGGAAGAAAGAAAGAGAGAAUUUCCGGUGAGCCGGUCCAGUCCUCAGUUUAUUCCAGCGUCCGUUCCGCGCAGAACAAAACUCCCGGUACCUGCACGUUAACAUUAGAGCCACAGCGUGUAGGAUGUGCUAAUCUGCGCAGAACAACAGCAAAGAAACAUCACACGGAGGGAGAGCUAAUAAGACCUUUCAUCACAGACAGAGAGAGAGAGAGAGACACCCUGAAAAGAAAAGAUGUCCAAACCCAACUACUCUGGACUUUACCACAUGGUGUCUCAGGAAAACUUCGAGUCCUAUCUAGCUGCUUUAGAUGUUAAUUUUGCCCUGAGGAAGGUUGUAUGCAUGCUGAAGCCCAGUAAGCAGAUUGAGCAUGAUGCCAACACAGGCCACAUGAAAAUCAAGACCAUGACCACAUUCAAAAACUUUGACAUGGACUUCAUGCUGGGCAAGGAGUUUACUGAGGACUUGGGACCUGUUGAUGGGAGAAAGUGCCAGACCACUGUGGACUGGGAGGGUGAUAAGCUGGUGUGUGUGCAGCGAGGAGAGAAGGAGGGAAGGGGAUGGACUCACUGGCUGGAGGGAAACCUGCUCCACCUGGAGCUGCGGGUGAAAAAUGUGGUGGCCAAACAGGUCUUUAAGAAAGCAGAAUGAGAGGCUGGUUGUGGACCCAGAGCAUCAUGGUAACUCUAAUUUGGAUUGAGGGGAGACCAAAAGAGCAAGCGAGAUUCAGCCACAACACAGCUGAGUCACCAAAUGACAGGAUGUAGUGUAUAACCAGAGACAACAGAAAAAAAAGUGACACUUGUCACUUUAACACAACCACACUAAACUUUCCCCCUUUUAAUCAGUAGCUUUUAGGCUGUAACAUAAAUUAAAAGUGAUAAAUUGACUCAUCCUCCAGAAUACCUCUCAGCUCUGGAGAGAAAAUGGCCAUGUGGAUCAUUACAAAAAGUUACAAAAGCUUUUAACAUCCUCUGAGUUUUAGUGGGGGCUUGACUGGUUAGUAGUGUUCCAGCCUGGGCCACCCCUGUGUAGUACAGCUGAUUUUUGUUUUUUAGAUUUUUUUUUUUUACUUUGUGCAGUGUCUGGUGGACCACAUUAUUGAAAUGCCCCAAUUCAGUUUAGUAUUAUCCCUGAGUGUCCUGCUUUGGGUCUGCUGUUAUGAAAUAUAAAAGCUUUCAUUCUGA